AUGUUUCGCGGGCAACCAGGCAUGUGCCUCACGAUUUGACGGUCCUCGGAGAUUCAAUAUAAAUGCAUGCGGGGUAAGUAGUGGCUUUACGCAGUGCCGAUGGGGCAAGUAAUACGAUCCUGGAAGGGAACCGAGAAUUAUAGCACGAUAGAUCGUGGUCGUCGAUUAUCAGCUUACGAGUCGUUCUUAUCUGAUCGAUUUCCUUGUCAGAUUCCUUUGUCUAUAAAGAUACAGCAGAGGACCUCAAGCGUUGAACCAUUAUUGCAUAUUAGUGCUCCGAGUUGUCACGAUGAUGCGCCUUCGUGAUCGUCAGCCACCCUCACGUCGACCCACACAAUAUUCCCCCAUCACAGUUCUUCCUGGCAGGAAGGUAACUUCUACUGGCAGUGCCGCCCGUCGGCAAUCCGUGCAGCGUUUUGGCAGGGUUAUCAACAGAGAUCGCAGAGAACUUGAAAGGGAACGAGACCAAGUUGGAGGUGAAGGUUUUGCCGAUCUCAUCCAUUGGCAAGAUGGAAACGCAAUGAUCACAUUCAAACGAGUGCUUGAUCACCAAAACCCCACAAAUCACAAGACGUCGACAAGAUGUGAACCCUCUGGCCACACAGAGAGGGCAAUGCAUGAUGAUAUCGUGGCACCACGCCGGGGGAUGUGCGGAAAAACGGCCCCUGACGAUUAUGUGAGAAAUUUCCUCAGCUCCUUGCGGCCCAAUUUGGAGGGUAAGAUCCAAGAGUUCAAGACAAUCGGCCUUGAUUCAAAAAACACACUGGAUGCCUUCGUCCAAUGGCAGGCAUCUGAACGGGAGGGCUGGAUUUUCUCUCAGAAUCCGUACCUCCAGCUCACUCCAUUAGAGCUCAGUGGGUUGAUGCUAGGCAUAGAGAGAUUGUCAGAUGGGGGUAACGGGGCAUGAUCACAACUGUAUUUCCCAACAGUCUGUUGCAAGUUCUAUUGCCACAACCUGCAGGAA
This is a messenger RNA of Suillus clintonianus, 964 nucleotides long. RefSeq lists its product as uncharacterized. The record is from RefSeq and is a predicted model, not a curated record. NCBI's taxonomy places the organism in Eukaryota, Fungi, Basidiomycota, Agaricomycetes, Boletales, Suillaceae. Bases 290 to 907 code for a protein of 205 amino acids. The transcript has 4 exons.